CUUGCGCGCUCCGCUCCGCCCCAACGUCGACGUCUGUAAUCAUUAUGGAACCUCAACAAUCUCAACUAUCGCUCGACGAUAAGGACGCCAAACUUCAGAAGCGAAUGGCUAUGUGGAAGCGAGCGCUCGAACUUGAUUGCCCCACGUGCGUGGCCAAGCUGGCAAGGUACACAAUGCCCGUGUGCCAUUCCCCGUCCCCUCGUGGCUACAUCACCUACAAACCGGUACCUUUGGGCUACGAAAGGCACGUCGGGCCAUACGUGUACGGGUGGCCCAUCCGUGAAACCGAUUUCGGGGACCUCGCGAGGAAAUUGGGAAUGAAAUACGUCUCCAAAGAUCUCGACUUGGUUGGCGCAUGGAUUCUUUCGCGCCUUGAGCAGUUGGCGAAGUUGCCGUUCACUCUGGUGCGGACGUGGGCUCUUCCAGACGAACAAGCCGUGGCCGAUGGUUUUGAUUACGUUUCACCCUGGGACGACCACCUUCCUGGAGUUCGCAUGAUGGACGUCAUCGUAAUGAGCUCGACCAGCAACGACCGUCUGUACAAUCGAAGGCCGACGCUAGAGCAGUGGAAGGAGCUGACCAAGUGGCUAGGAGCGGACGCAAGGUGGUUUGAAUCCGUUUUUCCCAAAUACAAAUUCCCUACUUGGGCAUUCAGGAGCGAGUUCUCUAUGUCCGCAUUGUAUAAUUAACCCUAGUACCUCAAACUUGGACGCAGCAGACCUGUCUUAGUAUGUAAUAAUGUCCGUGAUAUGAGGACGCCCAGUUCUCUUGGUGGCA
Messenger RNA from Coprinopsis cinerea okayama7#130, 777 nucleotides. RefSeq lists its product as hypothetical. The record is from RefSeq and is a predicted model, not a curated record. The transcript has 2 exons. Bases 45 to 689 code for a protein of 214 amino acids. NCBI's taxonomy places the organism in Eukaryota, Fungi, Basidiomycota, Agaricomycetes, Agaricales, Psathyrellaceae.